CACUAGACCACGCCUUUCAUUAUAUCGGGAGGUGUGAAUAGCAUACCGCUCCAUAGGGCUCUGUCUCUUUCUUCUCCACAGGCUAUCUAACAGUUUUAACAGCCAUUGUUCAGGGUCUUGCUCCAAAGAGAAAAGGGAUGGCGACCGAGACAAUCCUUAACGGGCCCACUCCCCCUUUUUCUCCGUCCAAGGGCAGCCACACCGCCACAGCUAUUUUGGAGGGAGGUAUCCCUUCUCUUGGCCUUUCUACAGACGGAGGAGUGGGAACAGGGACUGGCGAGGAGAACCCAACGGCUUUGUUUCUUGUUGCAAAAGUACUGGCCAACCUCAGCCAAGAGACACUUGCCCGUACAGUCUCUACCGCCUCCUCCUCUUCUUCUACCGAGCAAGAGCAGCUGUCAGGUGCAACACCAUCCGAACCCACACCACCAUCCUCCCUGCUCUCCACGCCAGGAGAAGAAAAGAAAGGAGAGCCUAGCAUAGUCACAGAGACUCCUAGGAAUGGAGUUCAAGACGGAGAGGAAGAAAUGGCGGGCACUGCAGCUAGUGGUCUCUCUCCCCAGCAGCAGCAACUGGUCUAUAUGAAUAUAGAGGCUCUUCUUAAUGCUGCCUCUAAUACCCCACCAGAGCCUCCAGCCUCUUCCUCUCCAGAUCAAACAGUCCCCCAGCAAGGUAACGAAGAAGACGUCACUUCAUCCGAAGUACAAACAGUAGAGCACACAGUCUGGACUGCUCCUCAUCCUAAACCUCAGGGUCUCAAACCAAAAAAGAAAAACCACAUAUGUCCUUGGGAAGGCUGCGGUAAGGCAUACGGGAAGAGCUCCCACCUAAAAGCACACAUACGUACCCACACCGGGGAGCGACCAUUUCCCUGUACUUGGGAGAACUGUUCUAAAAGGUUUGCACGCUCGGACGAGCUUGCACGCCAUUACAGGACCCACACCGGGGAGAAGAGAUUCGCUUGCCCUGUUUGCGACAAGAGGUUCAUGAGGAGCGACCAUUUGAGUAAACAUGUGAAGCGUCAUGCCAACCAGAGAACAAAGACAAAGCUGGAACCAGGGGUAAGUAAAGGACUGUCUGAUGGAACUGGCAUUACUGCUAAUGCUGUCAAAUCUAUCCUUCCUCUCUCGAAUCAAGUGAAUCUAACGCAAGGACAGCCUGUUGUUCUGCCUGAGGGUAUCCUGAUCUCUCCCUCUGGUUUGAUUAUAGAUCCCAGCCUCUUAAAGCUCACUGCCAGUACUGCUAACAAACAACUCACAGUUGCUGAUAUACUAGGUAUCAAUGGGAGCGUGAUAGGAGCUGCUCCUCCGGCUAGUAAUCCACUCCCUGUUCCUAUAGACUCCAUUAAAACUGAAAAGACAGAAGAAGAGGAAGAACCUAUGGAGAGUACUAACAGCAGUCAAGCAAUGACCGUUAAUCAACAAGACAAUUCAAAGUCCUCCGCAGAUAUCUUGAUGUCUUCGUACCAAUCUAUCCUACAGCAAAUGUUCAGCGUCAAAGAAGAAGCAGCAGCAGACAAAAUCACUCCAGCCGUCGGUACCACCACUUCAUCAGUCUCUCUUACCACUUCAGUUCAGUAGCAGUCAUAGAAAGUAAACCAAACUCACCCCAUCCAUCCCAGCCUGUCAUUCUCAACUUUUAUCCUCUCAACAACACAAGCCCUUCAGCCACACUCACAUUUACUACUACAGUUCCUCUCUCUCUCUCUUUUGUUCAUAUCAUGGAAAAGCUACUACAGAUCCUCUUACUUUUAAUAUAAUUUGUAAAAGACAGUGACACAUCAACACUAUUACCUUUAUUGACAGUAAGCUUUAUUAUUAUCAUUAUUAUUGUGUAAUAUAUUACGUCAUUAUUAUUAUUAUUUUGAUGAUUGUUUUGUGUAAAGUAAUUGUGUUACUCAUUAAUUCAUCGUAUCAGCUCCAAUCAUUAUUAUUAUUAUUAUUAUUAUUAUUAUUGUUGUUGUUAUUGUUUGUAUUUUUGUUUUUGUUCUGUCCAGUCAUUUGAUUCAUGCAUCUAUAGAUCUACUUUUCUCUCUUGUAUUGUUUUAAAGAAGAAAAAUAACUUUUAAUUUAUAAAAAA
Molecule: messenger RNA, 2079 nt
Organism: Amphimedon queenslandica
Lineage: Eukaryota; Metazoa; Porifera; Demospongiae; Haplosclerida; Niphatidae
Product: Krueppel-like factor 10
Exons: 2
Coding region: 138-1580 (480 amino acids)
Biological process (GO): regulation of transcription by RNA polymerase II
Molecular function (GO): DNA-binding transcription factor activity, RNA polymerase II-specific; RNA polymerase II cis-regulatory region sequence-specific DNA binding
Source: RefSeq, a predicted model, not a curated record